This is a messenger RNA of Anguilla rostrata (American eel), 11950 nucleotides long. It is a transcript of the gene ncor2, whose product is annotated as nuclear receptor corepressor 2. NCBI's taxonomy places the organism in Eukaryota, Metazoa, Chordata, Actinopteri, Anguilliformes, Anguillidae. Gene Ontology annotation, biological process: negative regulation of transcription by RNA polymerase II. The transcript is spliced from 47 exons. Gene Ontology annotation, cellular component: chromatin. Gene Ontology annotation, molecular function: transcription corepressor activity. The record is from RefSeq and is a predicted model, not a curated record. The coding region runs from base 523 to 8052 and encodes 2509 amino acids.
UUGUCUCUGGGCGGCCAGUGGAGUCUAGCAAAAUGCACAGGCAGAACCAAUGCCAAUGAUCUCCCCUGGCUGAAUCUCAAACCGAUUUUCUUUUUGGUGGGGGAGAGCGAUAGGAAAAAGAAGACUGAAGAUGUUUCAUUGAGCUCAAAGUUACAAGACUGUUUGAGUGUGUGGGUGAGUGAAAAGAGAGGGGGAGAGAGCGCGAGAGCAAAGGCACCUAUCGAGAGAGCAGGAGAGAGGCGGCACAGUUACCACAUUAAGCAGCAGACGCGACAUUUGUAGCAAGUGGAAAGAACGGAACCACAGAGAAAGACAACAACGCUUUCUUGUGGAUUACUGUUGGGAAAAUUUACUGCAAGAACUAAAACAAAUACAGUACACCAUCAUAGAAGAACGAAUAAUAAUAAGAUUUCUGGUCACAGAAAAACACACACGAUGCGCAAGGUUUGCGGCGCAGCCAUGCCUACCCGCCGCCUGUAGAGGGACCCGUCGCCCCCCAGCCCCGCCCCUCGGCCCCCCAGCAUGUCCUCCCACCCCCAGUCUGUACCCCAGGUCCGGCGGGCCGUGGACGCCAGACACCUGAGCAACCCCGCUGGCCUGCCUCUGCAGCUGGCCCGGGCGCACACGGAAGUAGGGCUGGCUGACUACCACUCUCACUCACGGGACUACACUUCCCACGUGCCCCAUGCAGCCAUGUCCCAGCCUCACCAUCGCCGUCGACCCUCCCUUCUGUCCGAGUUCCAGCCUGGGAAUGAGAGAGGUCAAGAGCAGCACAUCCGCUACGAGCACAUUUACAUGCAGGACCCCAACAGCCAGUCGGAGGUGGAGUACGCCGAAAUGAAGCGCCCACGACUGGAGAUGGGGGCGGAGUCUCUGCUGCGUCACUCCGGGCACCGCCAGGCCGCUCAGAUGGGCGGCUCUGAGGACUUGUCCAAGGACCGAGGGAGCGCCAUGGGCAAGCUGGAGCCCAUCUCCCCCGUCAGCCCGGCCCAGAUGGACCCGGACCUGGACCUGGUGCCGGCCCGCUUCUCCAAGGAGGAGCUGAUCCAGAACAUGGACCGCGUGGACCGGGAGAUCACCAUGGUGGAGCAGCAGAUCUGCAAACUGCGCAAGAAGCAGCAACAGCUGGAGGAGGAAGCAGCCAAACCCCAGGAGCCGGAGAGGCCCAUCUCCCCCCCGCCCAGCGAGGCCAAGCACCGGAGCCUGGUGCAGAUCAUCUACGACGAGAACAGGAAAAAGGCCGAGGAAGCCCACAGGAUCCUGGAGGGGCUCGGACCCAGAGUGGAGCUGCCUCUCUACAACCAGCCGUCCGACACUAAGCAAUACCAUGAGAACAUCAAAAUAAACCAGGCGAUGAGGAAGAAGCUCAUUCUGUACUUCAAGAGGAGAAACCAUGCGCGCAAACAGUGGGAGCAGAAGUUCUGCCAGCGCUAUGACCAGCUGAUGGAGGCCUGGGAGAAGAAGGUGGAGCGCAUCGAGAACAACCCGCGGCGCCGCGCCAAGGAGAGCAAGGUGCGCGAGUACUACGAGAAGCAGUUCCCCGAGAUCCGCAAGCAGAGGGAGCUGCAGGAGCGCAUGCAGAGCAGGGUGGGGCAGCGCGGGGGGAGCCUGGCCUCAUCAGCGGCACGCAGCGAACACGAGGUUUCUGAGAUUAUCGACGGCAUCUCCGAGCAAGAGAACUCCGAGAAGCAGAUGAGGCAGCUGGCCGUCAUCCCGCCCAUGCUGUUCGACGCCGAGCAGCAGCGCAUCAAGUUCAUCAACAUGAACGGGCUGAUGGACGACCCCAUGAAGGUGUACAAGGACCGGCAGGUCAUGAACAUGUGGAGCGAGCAGGAGAAGGACACCUUCCGCGAGAAGUUCAUCCAGCACCCGAAGAACUUUGGCCUGAUCGCAUCCUUCCUGGAGAGAAAGACGGUGGCGGAGUGCGUGCUCUUCUAUUACCUGACCAAGAAGAACGAGAACUACAAAAACAUUGUGCGCCGGAACUACCGCCGCCGCGGCCGCAGCCAGCAGCAGCAGCAGCAGCAGCAGCAGCAGCAGGUGAGCCGCAGCAGCCAGGAGGAGAAGGAAGAGAAGGAGAAGGAGAAGGAGGGAGAGCGGGAGGAGGAGAAGGCUGAGACCGACGACAAGGACGACGGGCUGAAGGACGAUACCUCCGGCGAGGACGGGGAGGACAAGGAGCCGACUGUGGCCUUCAAGGGCCGCCGCACGGCCAACAGCCAGGGCCGGAGAAAGGGCCGCAUCACCCGCUCCAUGGCCAACGAGGCGGACGAGACCACCACGCCGCCGCUCAGCAGCGAGCUGGCCAAUCUGGAGAUGAAUGAGAGCUCUCGCUGGACGGAGGAGGAAAUGGAAACCGCCAAAAAAGGCCUCCUUCAGUAUGGUAGGAACUGGUCCUGCAUUGCCAAGAUGGUGGGCUCCAAAUCCGUAUCUCAGUGCAAGAACUUCUACUUCAACUACAAAAAGAGGCAGAAACUGGACGAGAUUUUGCAGCAGCACAAAAUGAAAUCGGAGAAGGAGCGCAAGGCCCGGAGGAAACGCAAGGCCGCCACCAACGAGGAGGCCAGCGCCCCGUCCGCCGCCGAGGAGGAGGAGAUGGAGGUGUCCGGCGCCAGCGGCAACGAGGAAGAGGCCGCCGAGGACGGAGAAGCAGGGCCCAACAACAGCUCGGACACGGAGAGCCUGCCGUCGCCCCGGUCCUCCGAGGAGAGCAAGUCCAAAGAGGAGAGCAAGCCCGGCCAGGGGCCCGGGUCCGAGGGGGCCGCGGGGGACCAGGACGCCGCCCUGGGCGAGGCGGGGUCGGGAGGGGACGAGAAGCCGCCGAACCUCCGGGAGGCGGAGCAGGCCAUCAAGCAGGAGGUGAAGAGCGAGGCGGGGGAGUGCAGCAAGGAGCAGCCUGCCGAAUGCGCCGACAAGAAGCCCCCCGCCGAGGCGGAGGCGGGGAAGGGGUCCGGCAAGGGGUCCAAGAGGGACCACGGGCCCAAGACGGGCUCCAACGGCGACAGCGACUCCAGCGCCACCUGCAGCGCCGACGAGGUGGAGGAGACGGACAGCGCCGACAAGAUCAGAAUGACCUCACCCAGGCCCAGCCUGCUGAACUACUCCCACGAGGGGGUGAUCUCCUCCCCCCUGCAGAAACCCAUGGACCUCAAGCAGCUCAAGCAGAGGGCUGCUGCCAUCCCCCCCAUCAUGCCCGAGGCGUCGGCGCAGGGAGGGGCCCGGGGCGGCGGGAAGCAGCAGGUGUCCCCCCACGCGCUGGCGCUGUACCAGCAGCAGAUCACCAUGGCGCACGAGUCCUCGCAGGAGGGCUCCCCCCACGGCAAGCAGCAGAAAGCGCAGGUGCACCCCCAGCAGCAGCAGCAGCAGCAGCAGCAGCAGGCUGACAGGGAGGCCCACGUCAGCAGCAGCCCCCGCGUCCGGACCCGCAGCCCCGCCUCCACCGCCAGCGACAAGGACGAGAUGGAGGGCAACGAGAGGUGGCUACAGACUCUGCUUCACGGAUUACAUAAGUCCCGGGCCUUCUCUCCGCUCGGGGAGGGGAAGAAGCAGGGCAGGGGCGCCGAGGACCCCAGACCCGCCAACCUGAGCCGCCCGGUGCUGUCGCCCUACCAGCUCUCGCACCGGGACAUGGCCAAGCUGAGCCACGACCAGCACCUGCUGCACUUCAGCCAAGCCCUCCACGCAUUCGGCCGCUGGUCAGCUGACCCUCCGCGUGUCUCCGCAGCCUCCUUCCAGGCCGGCCCGCACGGCGUCCCCCUCGGCCUGCCGCAGGACAGCGGCCGAAUGGCGGCCGUGCGCCCGCUGCACAUCCCCGAGCCGCCCCCCCUCAUCUCCUCCUCCAAGCCGGGCGGCUCCAUCACGCAGGGUACCCCGGUCCAGCUGCACAGCCCGGCCCACGGCUCGGAACAGGGCAAGAUCCCCGCCGGGCCGCUGGGCCUGUCCUGGAUGGAGCCGAAGAAAGCGGGUGAGUCCAAGUGUCUGGAGUGGGUGACACACUCCCAGCCCUGGUUCGCUGGGCCGUUCGCCGUGGUCAAGCAGGAGCAGCUGUCCCCCCGCGGUCAGGCCCCCCAGGCGGAGAACCUGUCCACCCAGGGGACGUCGUACGACGGCUCCGCGGGACGGGCAGGGUCCAUGCCUGCCGUCCAAGGCGGCAGCAUCACUAAGGGUCUCCCGGGAACCAGGGUUCACCAGGACACGCCCAUCUCCUACAGAGGGGGGUCCAUCACUCAGGGCACCCCGGCGGACGUCCUGUACAAGGGCACCAUCACCCGCCUGAUCACGGAGGACAGCCCCAGCCGGGCCGAGCGGGCGCGCGAGGAGGCCCUGUCCAAGGGUCAGCUGGUCUACGAGGGCAUCAGCGGGCACAUCCUCUCUUACGAAAGAACCACACCUCAGAAUCCUAAAGAGGAGGGCAGGGGAGUCCCGGGUGAGAUUCUGGGGCUGAAGCGUCCCUAUGAUGUCAUGGAGGGGGGAAUCUCCCGCGGCCUGCCCAUCCGGGACUCGCUGUCCGCUGCAAACUGCGAAGGGCUGAUAGGCAGAGCCAUGCCCCAGGAGCGGCACAGCCCACACCACUUCAAGGAGUCGCACCACAUCCGCGGCUCCAUCUCGCAAGGCAUCCCCCGCCACGUGGACCCCCAGGACGAGUACCUGCGGAGGGAGGUCAAGCAGAUGAAGAGGGAGAGCUCCCCGUCCCGCGGCUCAGGCCCGCCCCCCGACUCCCUGAAGCCCCGCCCCCACGAGGGCAUGGUGCCCACGGUGAAGGAGGGCGGGCGCUCCAUCCACGAGAUCCCGCGCGAGGAGCUGCGCCACGUGCCCGAGGCCAUGCUGACGGGCAAGGCUGGCAAAGAGGGCUCCAUCACCCAGGGUACCCCCCUGAAGCAGGAGUCGGGCGGGUCGGGGAAGCGGCACGACGUGCGCUCCAUCAUCGCCAGCUCGCCGCGCUCCUACCACGGCGGGCCCCCGCACCUGGAGGCGCGGGGGCCCGAGCGCGGGCGCUACGAGGAGGGCCCCAAGGGCCGCCCCAGCGCCGUGGUCAGCGCCGCCAGCUCCAUGGCCCUGGGGCCCGAGCAGGCGGCCAAGGCCCACCACAGCCCGCUGGGCUACGAGGAGCACAAGGGCCUGCUGCGGGGCCCCUACCCCGGCCCCGCCCACCGCGGCUCGCCCGUGUCCUCCCGCGAAUCCGGCCAGCGCCAGCACGAAGGUGCCAGUAAGUCCCAGCCCCAGGAGCGCAAGGCCACGCCCACGCCUCGGGAGAUGAGCUCCACCAAGUCGCCGCUGCAGGGUGUGGCCGAGCACCACCCCACGCUGGCCACAUACGCUGGCCUGCUCCAGGGCCUGGGGGCGGACGUGUACCGUGGGCAGAUCCCCCUGACCUUCGACCCCGCCGCCCUGCCCAGGGGCAUCCCCAUCGACCCAGCCUACUAUCUUCCCCGCCACCUGGCCCCGAACCCGGCCUACGCGCACCCCUACCCGCCCUACCUGAUCCGCGGCUUCCCGGACACGGUGGCCCUGGAGAACCGGCAGACGCUGCUCAACGACUACAUCACCUCCCAGCAGAUGCACCAGUGGCCCGCGGCCGCCAUGGCGGCUCAACGCACGGACCUGCUGAGGGGCCUGUCGCCGCGGGAACAGCCCCUCACCCUGCCCUACUCAGCGGCCCCCCGCAGGAUCAUCGAUCUGUCUCAGGUGCCACACUUACCUGUCCUGGUCCCUCCCUCCGCAGGGGCGUCCGGCUCCCCCAUGGACCGCAUCACCUACAUCCCCGGAGCCUCCGGUGCCUUCCCCAACCGGCCCUACACCACCUCCCCCAUCUCUCCAGGCGGACCCUCGCACAUGAGCAAGGCUCAAGGAGGAUCCUCCUCAUCGGAGAGGGAGAGGGACCGGGACCGCGAGAGGGAACGGGAACGCGACCGUGAGAGGGACAGAGACCGCGAGAGGGAGAGAGAGAGAGACCGGGACAGGGAGCGGGAGCGGGAGAGGGAGCGAGACCGCGACCGGGAGAGAGAGAGGGAGCGUGAGAGGGAGAGGGACCGGGAGAAGCCCAGCUCUAUGGGACAGGGCACUGUGGAACACGCGCCCAUCUGGAGACCAGGCACAGAGCAGAGCCCGGUUGGGAGCGGCGGCGGCGGCGCCCGUGGCUCCGCCCACUCCUACGGCCACCAGCACUCGCCCGUGUCCCCUCGCACCCAGGACAGCCUGCAGCAGCGGCCCAGCGUGCUGCACAACACCGCCGGCAAGAGCAUGCCGGUCUCCGCCGAGCACGCCAACCCCUCCGUCCUCAGGUCUCUGCCGCCGGGCUCUUCGCGUUACCAGGGCUACGGUGGCCACCUGCCCUACCUCGGCCUGGACUCUGCGGUGCACAAAGAGCUGAGCCGGGGCUCCGAAGGGGGCAAAGCUCACAGCCGGGGAGGCAGCGGCGGCCAGUCCAAACACCCCCAGGACCAGCACGGGUCCUCCUCCUCGUCCAGCAAGUCUGAGCCCAAGCUCGUGAGCCCGCCCCCUGGGAUAGUGUACGGCGGGGCCUACCCCCCGGCCGCCGCCCACCUGGGGCACCACCCGGGCCGGCCCCACCCGCUGCUGCCCCCCCACCAGCACCCCCCCCAGCCGGAGAGCGGGCCCGGCCGCGGCGACGGCGGCGGCACCCCUAGUAGGGAAAAGACUCAUAACAAACUGAUGUCCACACAGGAAGUGGAGCUCCGAGCACUCGGUAAGACCACCAUGACUGCGGCCAACUUCAUAAACGCGAUUAUCAUGCGUCAAAUUUCUUGUGAUACGGGGAUGCCAGAGACGGGCUCGCCCACAGCCGACGGCGAGUGCGAUGCAGCCCAGCAGAAGAUGGCGUCCAUGGAGCCGCAGCACGGCCACUAUCGCCCCCCCUCGGAAGAGAGCCUCUCCCCCACCCACCCCGGCCAGCAGCCCGCCAACCCCUACGCCAAGGGCAGCCAGCAGAGGGUGGUGACGCUGGCACAGCACAUCAGCGAGGUGAUCACAAAGGACUACAACCGGGAGCAGACCCAGCAGGCGCCGUACACCUUCCAGACCUCGCCAGUGCUGGACCUGACACGGCCCCCCAGCACCCCCCAGCCUCAGCAGGCCCCUCAGGACCCAGGCCAGGGCUCCCGCUACCCUGAGGGAGGGUCCGGAGAGCGGGUCAGAGACAGGUCUCCUCUUCAGAGUAAGGUGUCUCCGGAGAGCCUCUCUGCAGAUGGCAUUGAACCCGUGUCACCUGCUGGUGGGCUGUCUGAACCUGAGAUGCAAGGAGGCUCUUACUCCAACGAGCAGGGGGACCAGGCGAUGGGCUCCCGCUCCCCGGCCAACAGCUCGCAGCCUCCGGCCUUCUUCAGCAAGCUGACGGAGAGCAACUCGGCCAUCGUCAAGUCCAAGAAGCAGGAGAUGAUCAAGAAGAUGACGGUCAGCGGCAACGAGGCCGAUUUUAAUUCGGGCCAGCCAGGGACAGAGAUAUUCAACAUGCCGGCCUCUACGACAGCAGGGCCGGUCGCACCUCGGACCCACCCUCCUCCUGAAACGACGGGUAACACCAUAGGCCUGGAGGCCAUCAUCAGGAAGGCCCUGAUGGGCAAGUAUGACGACCAGGCGGAGGACCGCUCCGCCCCCAGCGCCGGUAACCCCCUGGCUGCCGGUAUGCCCGCCACUGUGCCCGGAGCAGAGGGGCGCCAGGAGGACUCUUACUCACUGCCAGGUGUGGGCAAGGCCAAGGGCGGGGGCCGCUCCAACGGGCGCAAGGCCAAGUCCCCGGGGCCCGGGCUGUCGGGGGGCGAGAGGCCCUCGUCCGUGUCCUCCGUGCACUCCGACGGGGACUGCCACCGCCGCACACCCCUCACCAACCGCGCGUGGGACGAGCGGCCGUCCUCCGCAGGCUCCACGCCCUUCCCCUGCAACCCCCUGACCAUGACCAUGCGCUUCCCGGGCGGGAUGGUGUCCUCGGCGCAGUCCCCCGGGCAGGGGCAGGGCCAGGGGCAGGGGCGGGCCUGGGACGAGGAGCCCAAGCCCCUGCUCUGCUCCCAGUAUGAGACCCUGUCCGACAGCGAGUGAGGGGCCCCCAGACCGGACCGGACCUGCUGCUGCCUCACACACACGCCCACACACCCACGGUGACCCCCCCAACCCUCCCCACACGGCUCCACAACCGCCAGCAAGCGCGAAGAUGAGCUCUCCACCCCGACGGACCGCCCUGCCCCAAAGGAUGCUGGGAGGGAGGCUCUGAUGGAGCACUGCUGAGUGUGUGUGUGUGUGUGUGCAUGCGUGUCUGUGUGGAUGUACGCGUGUGCACAGUCACUCCAGGACUAUUCGUAGGAUAAAUCACUUUCUUUUUUCUAAAUGUUUUUCUCUUGCUGGCCUUAUCAAUGGAGAAACACACCAACUGGCGUGGCGUUUUGUGUACGGACGUGCUGCGUUUUCCGUCUCGGACUGUCUGUGGAAGGGACUUGGUACGACCCCGUAGUCAGAUGCCAACCUCUUUUUUUUUUCUUUUUUUAAACCAAUAAAAUUCUGCAUUUCCACACACCGCAAGCAGAACCCGCUCGCCCUCUUCAAGGAGGCUAAUUUGACACAGGAACUGCCCCCCCCCCCUCAAAAAAGAGGAAGUGCAACAGUGCCUCCACGCUUGGGCGUGCGUCCUCUCAGCCACGGACUCAGGAACUCGGGCCUUUCAAAAAAAUCAUUUAAAAUGCUGACGGUUUCACCAAACCAGCCACGCCUUCUGAACACCCCGCCCCGCUCGCACGUCGCCGCGGGAACCGAGGGGCGGAACCGAGAGGCAGACGCGCUGCAGGACGCUCUCCUCUCCUCACGUUCGCCCCGCCCUCUCGGCCGAGCUCACUGACGCCUUCCCCCCCCCCCAAUGAGCGGGGAGAGCAGGAAGUCCGACCGGAGCGAAGCCCCGCCCACGCCACCAGCAGCAGUGCCUGCUGUCCGUCUCUCCCGUCAAUCUCCUGCAGGGGGCGGACCGUCGCAUUAGCCCCGCCCAGCCCGAAGCUUGCAGAGACGGACGGAGGGACAGAAAAAACGAAAAGAAAGCAUCUUGUUUCCCAAUGUUGUUUUUUGUUUUGUUUCUUUCUUUUUUCUUUUUCUUUUAAAGUCAUGCCAGUCCAGUCCUGUGUUUGAAAGUGAGCUGAGACCUUUAAAUGAUGGUGACUUUCGUGUCAGUCGUUGUCUUUGUUUAUUUGCGAUUAGCUAUACUGGGGGGGGUGUUAACUUGGGUGUGUUGUUUCAUUGGUUUACAGGGUAUUCAUGCUGUUCAUUGUUCGUGUAAUCAUACAUUCAGAAAAGUGUUUUUUUUGUCUUUUGUAAGGCAGGUGGAGAGGCGUAUUGUCUUGAAGCAAAAAAAAAAAAAAGAGAGAGAGAAACUGGCGAACUACGUCAAUAAGACCGAGGGCUGCUCUUUUUCUCUGGUCGUUGUUUUAUAUUUACGGUGUACAUACGUUUGACUGUAUCGAGACUGUUCUUUGACAUUGAGCACUUAGACGUAGGUCUUUGCAGCGGCAUUUUAGAUGAACCUGCGUUCGGGCAGGUGGAAGCGGAUUGCGAAGGAAGCAGAGUCUCCCGCAGGUUUCAUUCAGGCCCGGACUCGCUCUCCGAGCCGGCGCUCUUUGUGCACCGCGGGUUUUAAAACAGGCCCCGCUGUGCAGAUGCAGCUGGACUCGCACCCGGGUUCGAGGGAAGUUUGAAUUCUGCUCAGAAAAGGACGCCUCUCCCCCCGUGAAACGCCUCUGUGCCGCGAAACGGAGGCCGUCCCCGCGUUUGGGCCUCAGCAGGCGCCGCCGCCGGCCAUAGUCUCGUCCUUAGGCCCUUUCCUUAAAAAGCGUGCCUGCAGAUGUGGGGGUGUGCGUUCGCCCCUCUAAUCCUCGUGUUCAGGUACAGUCACACCCGUGCUGUCAUACCAGGUGUAAAAAAAAAAAAACAAAAGAAAAAAAAGACUUGUAUCCUAUAUUCUUUUGUACAGUUUUGAAAUAUUCCUAGCGUUAAGUGCCAUUUAUUUUGCAUAUACAGUACUGAAGAUACCAAGUGACUACGCACAAUUUAAUUUUUCUCUUUUUCAUGCCAGGAUUAUAGGUGAGGUGCUGGGGAUUCGGAAGGGUUAGGGAAGCAUCCCUAUUUCCAUUCUACAGAGGAUUACUUUCAAAUUUGUUAAAAUGUGAUUUUUUUUCUGGACCAGUUAUUCCCCGCCCCCCCCAUCCCCCCUCCACCUGAGUCUUGCUUCCUAUUGGUAGUCAGCGUCAGAACCAUUGUGUUCUACACCUAUGUUCUCCCCAAGCCUGUUCAGUUGCGAGUUGACCGUACAGUACUUGUACAAUAAUGGUUGUCAGUAGUAACAGUGGCAAUUUGAACGGUUAUGCUACUGCAUUAGACCAAAUGAAUUAUGUCCCUUUUACUUAGUCCUGAUCCUAAUGUAUAUAAACACUAUUGAGAACAGGGUGGCUGGCUGAGAAUGGAUCAAGCCCACUCUCUGUCUGGGGAGCCAGACACAGUCUCAUAUUUUAGCUGGUCCACAGCUGGGUUAAUACACCUCCCUGGUGUUAUCAGUGCUGGGAAACGUAAGAUAAUCAACCUUUCUGUGAUUCACUGGUGAAUCGGUAAUACCGUUUAGGAAUACCCUCGUUUGUACUCGAUGCGAAGGCUGUAUGGCAGUAGUGUCAGCUCUGUUUGUCUUCAGGUGGAGUGUAAGCGAACUCUCCCCGGUCUGUUUGAUGGGCGUCUCUCUCGUCUGCUCUGUGGACAGUAAUGGAAGUUCUAACGGUGCUGCCUGGUCUUUCAGCAAAAGUAAUCUUAAGAGCAGCACACACAAUAGGAAGGAAAAGAUAAUAAUUUUGAACUCUUUCCCCCCUCCACUCAAAAUGGAUCUUGUCUGGCUCUGUUGUGUCUGUUGGGGCGUUGGGGGGUUAAGGGUUGCGGGGGGGAUGGUAGUGAAUGGGAGAAUGGAACACCUUGUACUUUAGAUGGAAAACAGCCGUUAUGAAAAUGGAGUUGAAUCAGUGCCACCCUCUGGACCGGACUAGAACUACACACUCCAUUUGUCCAAAUUGAGAAUCGAAACCAAAUUACAAAUUAUGGUAAUCAUGUACAAGUAGAAUGAUGAGAGCAGAGUGUUUUAUGAUAAUUAAAGUGAGGGUAUAUAUAAGACGUUUUGAAAUUUAGUAAAUCAUACAGCACUGUCUACGAACACUGUACUCAAACGCUGUGGAAUUGUCAACGCAACCUCUGAACCUUUUUUUUUUCCUUCAUUUUUUAUAUGUUAAAUCCUGAGCAGGAGCCGUAAAGAGAUGUUUAGCUCUUUAGGACUGACGGAAGAGAAACAAAGGCUAAUUCAUAUCCAGAUUUUAACACUUAAAACGAUAGUUCUAGAAAUGCGUUGUUUUUUAAAAAGUGUCUGGGUUUUUGUGUGCGUGCGUGCGCGUGUGCGUGUUCAUUUUUUUAUUGACGACAUUCUUGUUCUGUUUUUCUUUUUCGUGGAUCUUGUUUGCUCUUGUGCUGCCUGCUUUUGAUUUUAGCCUAUCGUGCAAUCGAGAGCGACUUUUCACUUUUAAAGUUAAAGAUGUUAGUGUUAUUUCUUUUCAAUUAAAGAAAUGAUUUUAAAAGACACGUAAAGAGAAUAGCCAAUAUUAUGUUCCAGAAACCUACAAGGGGGAGGGCGGGCGGGGUGCUGGUGGUGGGAGGCGGCAUAUAGUUUGAACAACCAUAUUGUGCAUAAUGAUUUUCGUUUUAUUUUUUAUUAUUAUUCUAACCCGGUGUAUUAUAGCAAGGACUGUAUAUAGAACUGAAAAGAUGUAAAUAUUUAUGUGGCUUGCUGCAAGGUCGGUAUUCACAGGAAGACUGUAUUCACUGUUUAACUCUACAUGCCCACCAGCAAGCUUCGUGGAUAGCAGUGUAAAAAAUGAAAAAAAAUGAAAAAAGCACUGCCUUAAUGUUUAAAUAAAAAGCUUAUUGCCAUUGA